UUAGAACAAAUACCGCCCGGAGGAGAACGGAAGUGAGGUCACCACCGUUAGACGAUGCUCCUAGCCAGUGGCAGAGUCUCCCAGCUCGCCUGACGCUCGGCUGCGCGCAUUGUGACGCCGGUGGCGGGUGGAUUUGAAAUUGGGACGGGAAGAAGAGAAAGUUGCGGCGGCUGUAACGACGACGUUUAUUCACAAUGCGGCGCAGCUCGAGUACCACUGGUAGCAGUAGUCGGCAAUCUGUGAUGCCUCUGAGAGUGCAGGAUACCAACAAGAUGGGUCUUCAUACACCUCAGGCGCAAGACAGAACAACCUUUGGGAAGCUGAGUAUGAGUAAACCUGCAUCUGGUACCUCAGAAAGAAAAAUCAGCUUCUUUGGUAAAAGAACUAGUGGUCCAGGAGGUUCACGUAACAGUCAGUAUGGUGUGUUUGGUACAGAAAAGAUCAAGGAUCCCAGGCCACUUCAUGACAAGGCAUUCAUCCAACAGUGUAUCCGACAGCUCUGUGAGUUUCUUGUAGAGAAUGGCUAUGCCCAUAAUGUCUCCAUGAAAUCACUCCAAUCUCCAUCCGUUAAGGACUUCUUAAAGAUCUUCAGUUUUAUCUAUGGCUUCCUGUGCCCUUAUGAGCUUCCUGAUUCCAAGUUUGAAGAGGAAAUCCCCAGAAUCUUUAAAGAGCUUGGGUAUCCCUUUGCAUUGUCAAAAAGCUCUAUGUACACAGUGGGGGCUCCACACACCUGGCCUCAGAUUGUAGCAGCUUUGGUUUGGCUAAUCGAUUGUGUCAAGUUGUAUUCUGCCAUGAGGGAAAACACACCCUUUGAUGAAGGACAGACCUGGGAAGGAGAAACAGAAGAUGGAAUUGUACAUCAUAAGCUUUUUAUGGACUACACUGUAAAGUGCUAUGAGCACUUCAUGAAGGGUGGAGACACUUUUGAGGAGUUUGAUGCAGAAGUGCAGUUAAAGCUAAAGGAUUUGUUUAAUGUAGAUGAAUUCCAGGUGGAGGCUCUAGCAGCAGAAAACAAAAGGUUGCAUGAAGAGAUUGCAAGACUAGAGAAAGAAAGGGAAAGUGAGCCGGAUCGUUUAGUGUCAUUGAAAAAACUGAAAUCUUCUUUGCAAGCAGAUGUUCAGAAAUAUCAGGCUUACGUGGCUAAUCUGGAGUCUCAUGCAGCCAUCCUUGACCAGAAAGUGAAAGGAAUUAAUGGGCAACUUGAAACAGCAGAAAUGGAAGUUGAAGCGAUGAAGCAGGAGAAUGCACGCCUCCAGCACAUCUUUGAUAACCAGAAGUACUCAGUUGCAGACAUUGAGAGAAUAAAUCAUGAAAGGGAUGAACUACAGCAAACAAUCAACAAGCUGACCAAGGAACUGGAGGCAGAAGAGCACCAAUUAUGGAAUGAAGAGAUGAAAUAUGCUAGAGGGAAAGAGGCGAUCGAAACACAACUGGCAGAGUAUCACAAGCUGGCUCGAAAGCUGAAACUAAUCCCAAUAAGUGCAGAGAAUUCCAAAGGCCAUGACUUUGAGAUUAAGUUUAAUCCUGAAGCAGGACCAAACUGUCUAGUCAAAUACAGAACUCAUAUUAAUGCUCCCCUGAUGGAGCUCAUAAAUAGGACCGAAGAAGAAAUUAGAAAAGCUACUCACAAGAAAAUGGGUUUAGAGGAUGCGUUGGAACAGGUGAACACAAUGGCAUUAGAAAAGAAAAGCAGUGUUAAAAUGCUUAAGGAAGAGGCCCAAAAGCUGGAUGACCUUUACCACCAGAAGCUUAAGGAAGCAGAAGAGGAAGAGAAAAAAUGUGCAACUGAACUGGAAUUAUUGGAGAAGCAUAAACACUUACUUGAGAGUGGAAUCAAUGAAGGCCUCAGUGAAGCUAUGAACGAGUUGCAUGAUGUUCAGCGGCAAUACCAGGUUGUUAUGCAGAUGACAAUGGAAGAGAGUAGGAAAGUAGGUGAUAAUUUGAACCAUCUCUUGGAAGUGAUUGCUACUCAUGUAGUAUCAGUAGAGAAAUACCUGGGUGAGCAGAAUGUAAAGGUUGAUAGAGACUUUGAAGAAUUCAUGUCAGAAGAUUUACUUGCAAACUUAAGAGAGAUCCUAGACAACUAUAAAAAGAAGGCUGAUGCAGUGUAAUUCUCAAAAAGGAUGAAGAAGAUAAAAAUUUUGGAUUUGCAGAGCUCUAGAGGUAUCUGUCCUUCAAUGUAAGCAUCACCUGUCAUAGAUUUCCUUGUUAGUUGAAUUGCUGUUAUGAUUCAUAGACUCUUUUACAAAUGUAUAUAGCUUCCUUUUAGUUUUUAGUAAGUGCAUCAUUAUAUUAAAAAAAAUAAGAGGUUAAUCAAAUUAUUUGCAAAUAAAGUAAUAGAUUUGUUUUUACUUUCUUUGUUAUCCGUUUAUGCAACUAUGGCAGGACACAAUCCAGAAAAAAAAUUUAAUUUUGAUCUCUCUGUAACUAGUAGGAGGUGUUCACAUCACUUGUGUUCCUCCUAGAAACAUUUAAUGGGAUUAAGAUACAGCGCCACCUGUCUGAAAAAUGAUCUGGAAUGGAUUUAUAGAUGGGCCAUCAAGUCCUAGUGCUUAAAGGGACACCGCCAACUUGAAAAUCUGCCAUCUGAAAACUUUGUAUUGACUAAUGUUACAAUAAACCUAUAAGAUUACUAAUAA
This is a messenger RNA of Mauremys reevesii (Reeves's turtle), 2639 nucleotides long. RefSeq names its product NDC80 kinetochore complex component (gene NDC80). The transcript has 17 exons. Gene Ontology annotation, cellular component: Ndc80 complex. Bases 195 to 2111 code for a protein of 638 amino acids. Gene Ontology annotation, biological process: attachment of mitotic spindle microtubules to kinetochore. NCBI's taxonomy places the organism in Eukaryota, Metazoa, Chordata, Testudines, Geoemydidae. The record is from RefSeq and is a predicted model, not a curated record.